Molecule: messenger RNA, 5179 nt
Organism: Anguilla anguilla (European eel)
Lineage: Eukaryota; Metazoa; Chordata; Actinopteri; Anguilliformes; Anguillidae
Product: PHD finger protein 3-like
Exons: 15
Coding region: 238-4773 (1511 amino acids)
Biological process (GO): DNA-templated transcription
Cellular component (GO): nucleus
Source: RefSeq, a predicted model, not a curated record
UGUAAGAACUAUUUCAUACUAAUGGCUGCGGUGAGAACUACUGGCUAUGAUGGGAAGACUCUACGUCUUGGAUUGCAGAAAAUGGGGUCGCGUGUGUAUUGAUUAACUAGGUAGAUGUAGCCUUAAAUCCACUGCAAUGCGGAAAGAAAAGGUGCAGUGUGUAGAAUUCAGCAGAACGGACUUGGCAGAAAUGGAAUAUAAUAUUCGCCCAGUUAGGAGUGUAUAAUAACACGGCAGAUGGAUCCUUCAAACAAAUCCAUUAGCGAAUACACAGGAAAGCCUGUAAGAACAGAAGAGAACAUGCAGAAGCAUCAGGCAUCAGGAGAAAUUUCCCUAGCAAUGAAAGACGAACUGGCACUGGGGAAUGGGGCAGGCAGUGAGCAGCAGGUUCAGGCCAUUAAUCCUGCUGUACAACCAACAACAAUUAAUGUAGAGUUGGAGAAAACAAAACCACCAGACCUUACUAAGGGUUUGGAAGAUUGCCCGAGAUCCCAGAAGAGUUCAACUUGUGGGGUUCUGGAAAAUACACUUAGACAAGGUGGAACUCUAGAUGCAACUUGCUCAGAUUUGGUGGGAGACUUCAACAUGGCACAAGAGCUUGGUGAGAGUAUAGUCAAAGACAGGCCACCAGAGCUAGCACCCUUCGUUAAUCCCAGUGAAGUCCAGGAGGGCCAUGUCAUUCUGCUGAGCAGCAGCAAAGCUACCAAUUCAAUCGGGGAAAACAAACCAAGCAAGGACAACUUCCAAUUUCAAAAAACUGCUUUAAGUGGUAUGGAUACAUAUGAUGCUGACAAGGAUCUAGAUACAAGUGCAGUCCUGAAAAAUGCUGAGGUCAGUAAAGUGGGGCUGCAGAGUUUACCUAAAGGCAAGGAAGGUCAAGACCAAAAUGAUCCGACUAAGUUACUCCCAUCAGAACAUGGUUAUUCCCCUGCAGAGCAGUGGAAGGAGCAGAGGCCAAGCAGCCCAGUUAGUGCAGAAAUGAGACCUUCACCAAUCCAGCCAAAAAGGGUAACUCCAACGGACACUGAAAGCAUACAAACAACUGACGCCCAGCAAUUAGUGAUGGCUAUGAAACGGCAAACCAAUCAACUAAAAACAUACCCGCCUUCAAAAAAGCAAAGAAUACAGGCUGCACAAGAUGGGAGACCAGUUCAUGUAUACAGCAACACGCAAAAGAAACAACUGCUUUUUCUCAACCAAGGCCUGAAACCUCCUGAGAUGUCAAACCCUUCUCUGGUCAGCAAAACCUUACCACAUGCUGCUGGUCCAGACAGAUUCAGGAGUCAAUGUCUGGAAUUGCAGCCUGGAAUUUCAAGAUCUGUUCAGUCUCAUAUUGUGCCCAGACUACAGAAUCCACAAACGGCAGCAUCAAAAUCCAUCAGUCCCCAAUUGGAGUGCUCAGAAGCAGAAGAACGAGGGGAAAAGGGGAAAAUGAAAAAGUCCGAAAAAAUUUUGCAAAGACAGAGGAGCAAGAGUGGUAGAAGUCUCCCCUUAGAAGAGCCUCCUUUGUUUAUUCCUGAUAAUGCCCCAACAGUGAAGCAAGAGGAAGACUCCAUUGACAGUGAGACUGUAUGGGAUCCUACCAAGCAUUGCAUUUUCUGCAAAAAGCCUCAUAACUCCAGGUUCAUGGUUGGCUGUGGUCGUUGUGACGACUGGUUUCAUGGGGAGUGCGUAGGUCUUGACCUGGCCAAGGCCCAGAAGAUGGAGCAGGAGGACCAGGAGUAUGUUUGCCUCAAGUGUUGUGCUGAGGAGGACAGGAAGUCCACUGCCCUGAGGCAGCUUCGCACAGACCCAUCUAAGCUUGAGCACAACCUGGAGAGUGACCCUUUGGCGAAACAAGAGAAGCAGAGGCAGGCAAAGCCACCCGUAACAGGAGUCAGAAGGGAUUCGGUGGAAAUGAGGCAGCAGUCAACCAAAAAAUCAGAGACCAGGAGGCUGUAUGAUUCAGAUUGUAGAAGUGGUCACACAGUGAAAACACAAAAGACCUCAGGGGACAUGCCACUGAAAACUGGUAUGCAUCAGAGGGUGGAAAUGAAGACAGCAAAAGGAGCAAAGUGUCUGUCAUCCUUGCCUGCAGCAUUGAAAAGACCUUCAGUGGAGCAAAUCAGGAGGAAUGUACGUGAUUCUCUGAAGGACAUUCUCCUCAAAAGGCUAAAUGAGUCUGAUUUAAAGGUUUCAACAGAGCGGGCUGGAAAAGUGGCUGUGAAAACGGAGAAGGAACUUUUUUCUUUUUUCCGGGAUACUGACAGCAAAUACAAGAGCAAGUAUAGAAGUUUAAUGUUCAACCUUAAGGAUGCCAAAAACAAUGUGUUAUUCAAGCGUGUACUCAAAGGUGAAAUUUCUCCAGAAAAUUUAAUUCAUAUGAGUCCUGAAGAACUAGCCUCAAAAGAGCUGGCUGCUUGGCGAAAAAGAGAAAAUCGGCAUACAAUUGAAAUGAUAGAAAAAGAACAACGAGAGGUUGAAAGGCGUCCCAUCACAAAAAUCACCCACAAAGGAGAAAUUGAGAUUGAGAACCAGGAGCCUGUUAAAGAGCCUGAAGCUGUGGAAUUGGAGGUGGACCCUGUGCCCAGACCAGUGGAAGAGCCUGCAGCAGUCCCACAAGAAAUGGAAUUUGAGAGCCUUAAAGACACGACCAGCCAGCACAAGGAUCACCUUUUUGACCUUGAUUGCAAGAUAUGCACAGGACGAAUGGCUCCUCCUGUCGAGGAUGCAGCCACCAAAGUUAUGAAGGUGGCUACCACAGUGAUGUGGAGGCAGGCUGGCUCUGAUGGAGAGACUCCAACCAUGUCUGACCACCCAGAUGGGCAAUCCCACAGUGAAGUGGUGGAAAAUGUGGUCAAUACCAGGGCCAUCUCAUCUGAAGGAAGGUCAGAUAAUGCAAAUGAAGGAGAGGAUGAGGCCAUGUUCCUUGCACGUCUGCAGUCCAUGUGGAAGGGCUUUAUCAAUAUGCCAUCCGUGGCAAAAUUUGUCACAAAAGCAUAUCCAGUAUCAGGUAUUCUUGACCACCUAACUGAGGACCUGCCUGACAGCAUCCAGGUUGGAGGGAGGAUUUCCCCUCAUACUGUAUGGGACUAUGUGGAAAAGAUUCGAGCCUCAGGAACAAAAGAGGUCUGUUUGAUUCGUUUCAGUCCUGUGACAGAAGAGGAUGAGAUUUCAUAUACACUGCUGUAUGCCUAUUUCAGUAGCAGGAAACGCUAUGGAGUUGUAGCCAAUAACAUGAAGCAGGUGAAAGACAUGUAUCUCAUUCCCUUGGGGUCCUCUGAAAAAAUCCCACACCAUCUUGUCCCCUUCGAUGGACCUGGUUUGGAAGCCAAACGUCCAAGCCUCCUCUUGGGAUUAAUCAUUCGACAGAGGGUGAAAAGAGAUUUUGAAGCUGUUUUACCUGUGGAUAUCCCUGAAACUAUUACUGCCAGAUCCUUACCUGAGAAAAAAACAAAGUCAUAUUUUGCCAAUGACGAUGGAAGUGCUCGCAGUGAGGACAUGGAUUUUUUCAGUUCACUGAAAAUAGUUCGUCCAAAGCAAGUGACUAAAGUAGAACAGUCUGCUCAAGUUGACGUGGCAGCACAGCCCAUCUUGAAGACCACCUUGGCUCCAGAGGCCAGUCUACCUGAUCUUUCUAGACCAUUGCGGUUUCUUCCAGGUGUGCUGUCUUCGCCUACACUCAGGUCAGUUGAUGAUCUUCAGCAGAGCUUGCCAUGUAUUACAGAGAAGGAUGCAGGCAAACGGGUCACAGCAGGUGAUGGCAUAGAUAUAGGGAGUACACCCAGCAAAAACCUUGGUUCGGGUGGUAACAGACUGGAACGUUUUGUUGUGAAGAAGAAGGACCCAAAAACAUUUCAGAUGGAGUCAGCAACAACAUCCAAUCCAAACAAUAAGCCAAAAAUGAACAUCCUGUCCGAGAAAGAAACUGCUGAUUUAGCAUUUUAUCCGAGGGAAAAUCCACAAGAUUGUUCCACAGAGGCUGUCCUCGCUGGUCUAUCGGUGGUAGGGAAAAGGCUGGAAAACUCAGUCUUACAAAGGAUGGAAGGUGCAAUCUAUGAACAGCCUAAAUCAAAACCUGAUCAGCAUCCUGGUUUUAUUGCUGUAUCUAACAGGCCUGAAGAGGUUCUCUCUGCCUGUUCAAAAUCUUCAGAAAGCCAUUGUCCAUCCAGUGGAGUGCCAGCAUGUCAACGGCAUUCAGUUCAACCAGAGUUGCUUUAUGGAGAAUUUGAUAUCCUGGGAACUUCCACUGCACGUUCAUUCCAUGACAAAACAGACCAUAACACAUCCCAUCCUGGUUUAUUCCCACCCCCCUCAGCCACUGCAUUUCCUCAAGGGGGGCAUGAACCACCCCAGGGCACCAAUCCCCUAGGGCACAUCAGAGCCCCUGAACUCCAGUACCAGGCGGAAGCACCCCCAGUUUUCCCUUUGCAAAGCAAUAAACUGCCUGUCUUCCAGCCACAGAUCCCACCCAGUGUGCAGUAUCCCAGUACUUUGCCACCCAUGUUCUCACAGCCAGAGUCCCAAGGUCAGAAUUGUACCAUGAUCAGGCCCUCACCUUCCCCUCAUUCAAUCAGGUUCUCAUCCUCUCAGCUGGUUCCUCCUGAGUCCAGGUUUUUGGGAAAUUCUCAGAGAUCCUCCAUACAACCUCAGAUAAUAGAGACUCAGGGACCAGAGGGACAUUACAGUGAUUCCUGGGAGUCUCAGCACAGCCAUUCUGAGGAUGGUUACAAGCAGGUGGGCAGCACUCAUCAUGGAAGCAACAGGUUCCACAGUGAUUCACAUCAUGAAUAGAAAAAUCUGUAAAGGUAGAGGCCUCCUGGACCAGGUUUAAGGCUGAGUGCCUGAAGCACUGGGACCAACACACAGUGGACAUGGGAAAGCAGCCACAACACAAAGACAUCACCCAACACAAGAAGAGGGACGAGUACUGUAAAAGGGAGGAAAGCAGGCGAUUUAAAUUUUCAGAUGAACUAAUGGUCAGUGGGAUGACUGUUGGCAAAUAUUCAUGAUUAGUAUUUUUCCUUAUUCUGCUCUUCCAUCUUCCUUCUGAAUAUUCCGCUGUGUAUUGUCCAAUGAAACCAGUGACAUUUCAAUAAAUCUUCUUUGGCUGAUGCAAAAAAGAAACAAAAAAAAAAAAAAACUGAAGAGAGAUGUUAGAACCUUUCAAUUGUUUGCAUUUGUAGUAAUUUUAUGAUAG